Messenger RNA from Coregonus sp. 'balchen', 2974 nucleotides. Lineage: Eukaryota; Metazoa; Chordata; Actinopteri; Salmoniformes; Salmonidae. The record is from the annotation of a GenBank genome assembly.
AUGAGAGAUAGAGGUAGCAUUUAAUAGAGCUUGCUUUCCAAAUCAAUACAGAUUUAUCCAACAGGUCAACUGUAUCUUCUGAGCACUUUCAGAUACCACACGUUACUAUUUAGUUAUGAAAUGAUACAGUGAGUGCACUGCUAUAGUCUUACUCUCAGAAAAUUAUAUUGAUUUAGCCCGAAGCCAUCGAAAAGCUAAUAUAUUAUUAGUGAGGAGUAUUUUGAACCUGCUUUAGAUCUCUCGUUCGGUGCACUUUGCCAGUGUCUAGUUGUUUGGGGAUUCCAAGAGAGGGAUGCUUGUAAUGGAGUCUUUAAUUAAUGUGGUUAAAGAAAGACACAGCUAAAGAUAUAAGCUACAUUUAAUGUCUACACAGCUCUGGGUUUACAGUACAACCUGUCCGGAAGGCAGAUCUGUGUGUGUGUGUAUGGCAUGUGUGCAUGGAUCUGUGAGUCAUCAGUGUCACCACUCCCACUCUUCCCGAGUUCCCCCUACUCUCUGGCUAACAACAAUGUAUAAAAUACCCAUAAUAAAUAUUUAAAAAAUGAUGAACUCACACCUUCACCACUCUUUUCCCCUCAGCUCCCCCUGCUCUGCGGCUUUCUGUCAACGAGACCUUGGUGGUAGACCCCGGGAAGGACGUGACCCUGUCAUGCGAGGUGACCGCCGGAUUCCCUAAGCCCACCGUCACCUGGUCGCGCUACCUCAACCCGUUGCCGAGAAACUCGUUGGUAAGAGACGGGACUCUGACGCUGCGCUUAGUGACGCCCGCUGACUCAGGCUUCUACAACUGCACGGCAGUCAACAAUGUGGGGAAUCCGGCCAAGAGGAACGUCAACCUCCUCGUCCGAAGUGAGUGUGUGUGUAUGUUUGGGCAUGUCUGGAGGGUUCGAAUUUGCACUGAUAUACAGUCGGGUCUGAAAUGAUUGGCACCCUUGAUAAAGAUGAGCAAAAAAGACUAUAUAAAAAAAUACACAAAUACUGAGUUACAGUAUAUUGAAUGCUAAAAUAAUGGGGAAAUUAUAUUAUUGUAUAGUAAUACAAUUGCUUAGAGAACAAUUUUUUUUUUUUAAAGUAAUCAGUUUUUUUCUCAAAAAGAAAGGGGUCAAAAUUAUUGGCACCUCUGUUUUCAAUACCUUUCAAUACCUCACCUUGCGAGGAUAAUGGCACUGAGCCUUUUCAAAAAACAAUUUCAAUGGGGUUCAAUUCCGGAGACUUUGAUUUUGUUGUCAAUUAACCUCUUAAGGAUCGGAACCUUUUUUUCAAUUUUCGCCUAAAAUGACAUACCCAAAUCUAACUGCCUGUAGCUCAGGACCUGAAGCAAGGAUAUGCAUAUUAUUGAUACCAUUUGAAAGGAAACACUUUGAAGUUUGUGGAAAUGUGAAAUUAAUGUAGGAGAAUAUAACACAUUAGAUCUGGUAAAAGAUAAUACAAACAAAAAAACAUGCAUUUUCUAUUUAUUUUUUUGUUCCAUCAUCUUUGAAAUGCAAGAGAAAGGCCACAAUAUAAUAUUGCAGUUUAGGCACAAUUUAGAUUUUGGACACUACAUGGCAGCAGUGUGUGUGCAAAGUGUUAGAUUCAUCCAUUGAAGCAUUGCAAUACUGGACUAUUUUGUAUCAAGUCUGCCCAAAUAUGCCGAAUUGGUCAAUUGAUACAUUUUCAAGUACAUAACUAUAGAGAACAUACAAAAACAAAAAUUCAGAAAUUACAGAAUAAGACCAGUACAAUAAGACCACUACAUCACAGGGGCCAAGCUCCCUGCCAUUCAGGACCUUUAUACCAGGCGGUGUCAGAAGCCCUAAAAUACUGUCAAAGACUCCAGCCACCCAAGUCAUAGACUGUUAUCUCUGCUACCGCACGUUAAGUGGGUACAGGUGCCCCAAUUCUGGAACCAACAGGAACUUGAACAGCUUCUACCCCCAAGCCAUAAGACUGCUAAAUAGUGAGUUAAAUAGUUAACCAAAUAGCUACCCGGACUAUUUGCAUUGACCCUUUUUGCACUAACUUUUUUUACUCAUCACAUACGCUGCUGCUACUGUUUAUUAUCUGUCACUUUAUUCCUAGUUAUAGUAUACAGUAUGUACAUAUCUUUCUCAAUUACCUUGUACCCCUGCACAUCGACUCGGUAUUGGUGCGCCUUGUACAUAGACAAGUUAUUGUUACUCAUUGUGUAUUUAUUAUCAAUUUCAUUUUUACAUGUUUUACUUUUCCAUUAUUUCUCUAUUUUCUUUCUCUCAGUAUGGUUGGGAAGGGCCCAUAAGCAUUUCACUGCUAGUGUACAUGUGAUGAAGCAUGUGACGAAUAUUUUGUUGUUGUUGAUUUAUCUAAAGAUAAUAUUUGAAUGUUAAGGAUAUUGUGAUAAAAUUUUGAGACGGUCCCAAUGUUUUCCCUUUGAUAAAGUAAUUCAAUCAUCUCAUCGAUAGGAGUUACCAGCGCAGUAUUUUUUUGUAACAAUCCUUUUUAACAAUGAAUUACCUUACUUGAAGGUACCUAUACAAAUGUGUUUAGGAUAUUAUUUAAAAAUGUGGCCUUUGAACACUGGAGAGAAUCUACAAAGCCCUCUCUCUUCCCAUUCCCUAAAUCCUUGGGACAUAGUAGCAGGUAGGAAGGCUAGGUUGUGGAAUAUAGGCAAGUGUCUAAAAAUGUCAUUACUCAGUUUAUAUUUGCGUUGAACUUUCCUCUAUGUCUUCAAUGUAUGAGUGAUAAUUGGAUUUCAUUUAAUCCUGCCAACAGAAAUAAGGUCUGCUAUAAAGGGUAGACAAUGUAAAGACAUUAUAGCACAAUAUUGACUCUCAAUUUUAAGACAUGACAAAUCCUAUGGUUGGUGAAUGCUAUGUGAUUAACUUGCACCGCCCAGUAAGACAAUUUAAGGUUAGAAGUCCACACAAUUCUUUGGACAGCUGUAGUUUUUUAUAACUUAUAUGAGCCUUCUUCUUUUGCCAUAAAAAUUUGCCUAUUGCUGUAUUUAGGCGAGUAA